Molecule: messenger RNA, 1563 nt
Organism: Aspergillus luchuensis
Lineage: Eukaryota; Fungi; Ascomycota; Eurotiomycetes; Eurotiales; Aspergillaceae
Exons: 2
Coding region: 1-1563 (520 amino acids)
Source: RefSeq, a predicted model, not a curated record
AUGAGUGGAUCGUCGCGGUUAGACGGACGCCCACAUGUGCAGAACCCCCAACCCCAAAUUGCGUCGCGGAAUCUUGCAGAAGCCACCGAACACCACAGCCGCCCAGCUGGGAGCCGCCAUCAUGACACCAUAGAUCAUAGAAACAGUCGUGUUGGCGUAUCGCCACCUAAGCCGGAGUCGUCCAUGGCGGUUCACAUAACAUCAGAGCCACCAUCGGACCAGCCGGCAUCUAAUUCCAAUAGACACUUACCACAGUCUUCGGUCUCGACGGGUCUGCCGCCUGUCGCGCAAGAAAAGCACGUCGAAUACAACAGAACGCAAGAAAUAAUGCACCACCAACUUUCGUCAGAACCCACGGGGACGAGUAUACACGCGUCCACUGGUGGGCAACAGAUCAGGUCUGAGCCAUUGGCGUCCACCAUUCGAAAGAGCCAUAGUCCCUCUAUGACUGUACCGGGAAGCCCAUCUAAACAUAACGCCCCAUCGAAGAGGACUGCAGCUGGGAUCUCCAAACACCUUGUCGAUGCCCCAGGAGCGGACCACCCUUCCGAAGUAGACAGUCCCGAUCGACGUCGCUCUCAUAGUAUUGGCUCCCUAUCGCGUGAGAGCAGGAUUGCAGCGUUGUCCGUUCACCUACGAACGCGGUUAUCGUAUGCUGCCGCCAAGGUUAAGAGUAGGAAGAUCCAUGGCUUACCGCCUAGUACAGAAUCUCUCGCUAAGGUUGGACUGUUGCCCGCCUUCAGCGAGAUAGAGGCUCAGCGUUUGGGAGAAAAUAGCUCACCAGAUGGAACCACAAUGUCUGCGCCGGAUCCACCCUCAACAACCAGUUUCUACACCCCGAGCGGCCCUGGGCGGCUGUCUCCUGUGGCCCAAUCCGCCGAUGCCUCGCCACCCUCAAACCUCGAUCUGCCAAAAUCCCAUCCUCGCCCAAAACUCGCACCCCCUGCAGAUAUUGCAAGUGGAAGCCGCAGUCGCCGCCGACGUCCCAACCCCAACGAGCCGCUGCACCACCCGAAAAUUUCCGUGUCACUGCAUCGCAGACAUCGUUCUUACCAAGAGGUUGGCGUGUCCAGGCCAGCUGCAGAUUCAGAAAAGGUUCAGGUCCCUGGGACUCCUCCUCUUGGCCCAAUGCGUCAGGCUUCUUAUAACGGUACGGUUGGUCAUCAAAACCACAAUCGAAAUAGCGCUAUGGAACAGGACGCUAUCGAAACUCUGCUUUUCAUGUCCAGUCCUGGACAUUCGGGCUAUCACUCAAGCUCCCAGCAUUCCCAACGUCAACGAAAUAUAUUUCAGAGCAGCCACGAUUCCAGAAGCUCGGCCUCUCGAGUGCCCCAUAGUCAAGACUCUCAAGACAGUAAUCCCCGUGGUCGGCCUAUGCCAGUUUCAAACGAUCAAGGAAUUGGUCUAGAAUUGCACGCUGGAGACGAGAUCGACCGGAUUCUGGAUCAAAUGGACAGUGACAGCGACGACGAAGUCAAGUUUGCUUCGACACAGUCCAGCUUUACGGACCAUGGCUCUAAGCAAGCUGACAGCUCUCAAGAGCAUAACCGACGAGGUGGAUGA